Molecule: messenger RNA, 2457 nt
Organism: Colletotrichum graminicola M1.001
Lineage: Eukaryota; Fungi; Ascomycota; Sordariomycetes; Glomerellales; Glomerellaceae
Product: fungal specific transcription factor domain-containing protein
Exons: 5
Coding region: 1-2457 (818 amino acids)
Biological process (GO): DNA-templated transcription; positive regulation of transcription from RNA polymerase II promoter by galactose
Cellular component (GO): nucleus
Molecular function (GO): zinc ion binding; RNA polymerase II cis-regulatory region sequence-specific DNA binding; DNA-binding transcription factor activity, RNA polymerase II-specific
Source: RefSeq, a predicted model, not a curated record
AUGAAGCUCAACGGAGCCUUCUGUGGUUUUUGCUUGGAGGCCCUGCUCCAGCUGGUACGCGUUUACAACAGGGACCAUAGGAUCGGUUCAACAUGGCUUCUCCAGUUUCCCCCAACUCUCUUGCAGAACCGAGAUCCGGGUCUCCCGGAUCCCAGACCGGAGUUCCGCCCACCCCCAAGCCACGGACAACUCGCGGAAAGUACAUUUCCAAAGCUUGUGCAGGAAGAGAAAGAGCAAGUGCAAUGGGAAGAGUCCAUGCUUACGCUGCGCGCGUCAGGCCUUGACCUAAAACUCGGAAGGAUCGAGCAAGCAAUGCGUGAGUUGUGUUUUCAUCUAAAGGCUUCCGAUACCAGCGUUACUCAUGGAUCUAGCGAGGCUGAUGCCCAAGCCCUUCGAACUCUGAGAGAUCAGGUAGCUUCUCUACAAGGGGGAUUGGACUUGUUGCGUCGGCAAUCUCAACAAUCCUCGGAAUCGCAGCCAAGUCCGUUGCAAUCAGAGAUCCCAUUGACGUUUGAACAAUCCUCUUAUAUCCCCUCAAACAGCGGGUCGGUGGCCCCGGCGCUCUGUCCGAAUCCAGUCGUUGACGAUGUGGAAUGCUCCACCGAAGAGUGCAGCAGCCAGCCAUCGGCCAGUUAUACCUUCAACAUCAGCCUUGCUCGUACUCAUCUCCGCACACGAGGUAUUGGAACCACCGACGCGGACCCCGGCAGGUUGUCUGCAUCUGGCAACCCAACUCGGCCGCCUUCUCCUUCGAUACAUACCAGCUGUGGUUCAGAUUUUGGGUCGAUAGAUCCGCUGUGGCUCAUCAAUGAGGAAGAGGCCGUGCGGUUAUGCAACGUUUACGAAGAAGAAAUAGGGAUACAGUAUCCUUUCCUGGAGAUUCAACGGCUCAUUACACAGGUGCGAAAUCUCUAUAGUGCAAUGAACAGUGGUUCACGACUUGGGUUCGCCUUUGCUGCAAUUCCAGGCCCGACUAUAAUUGAUCCCCAGGACCUGAGUUUGAUCAAGAUGGUAUUGUCUACAGCUUUGACCGUCGAAGCAGGUGGUUCCAGUCAACUUGGUAAAUCUCUGUUUCUUGAUGUAAAAAGGUCGUCGAGCAAUGAGUUAUGGAAACCAGCGAGCGUUAAGACUACGAUAUUGUUCACCUUACUGGUACUAAGCCUUUAUGCAAGCAGACUGUAUACUUUUGAGCUCACUGACUUUAAACAGGCUAUAUACAGCUUCAUGACAGGCGAUGAUCUGCAAGCUUGGAGACUUGUGGGCAUCGUUGCGCGAUGGUGUUUGGAGAUGGGCCUCCAUCAGUCCGCAGCCAUAAACAAGACGUUCAAAGAAGCUACCGAACGCAAGAUGGUAAUGAGACUCUUCUGGUGCGUCUACACAUUAGAUCGCAGAUGGGGAUUCGGGGCAGGUCUGCCAUUUGUUAUACACGGUUUUGAUAUAGACCAGCAAUUACCUGGACCAGAUCGAGAAGUUCCUUAUCUGAAGGCCAUGGUUGAGUACAGUCGUAUCGGCGAUAAGGUAUGGGCAACAUCAUACAACUCUGCUCGAGCGACUGGUCCCACUCGUGAUGACGAAGUCUCGUAUAUCCUUUACCGGAUAGAUCAGUGGUUUGAAGAUCUCCCGGAAGAUCUCAGAUUUUGUUCACAUCAGCAAACAACCCGUCCAGCACCAGUAUCUCGCGGUCUUCGGCGACUCCAACUUCUACUUCAUUUGAGGGCCAACCAAAUGAAGAUCCUCCUCCUACAGCCGUUUCUCCAUUCAACAUCCAGCCUCCAGGUCAACCGAUCUAAAGUUCAAUUGCUGGUCAAUCUUGCCAAAGAUACAAUUCAAAGACUGAACUUUCUCAAUCAGUCUACAGAUAUCUAUCAGAACCAGCAGAUGUGCUUCAAUCACUUUUUGGUUUCUGCACUCGGGGUUAUCUUCUUGGUUGUUGCACUCGCACCCGCAGAACAUGCCGCAUUCGUCCGCGAUGAGUUCCAUAUGGCACUGGACCUGAUCCGUGGUCUCAGCGCCAGAUCAUACGUAUCAAGUAGGCUUUGGAGGAGGAUCAGCGACUUGCGGCUUGCCUGGCGGAGGCUGGGACUGAACGCUCCCCAUUCCAGAGGGAGCAGGGAAGCUAGCACGCAGCUUCAUGCACUCGCAACGCCCUUGACAUCUGCCAGCAAUACCUCGCCAAAUAUUGCGCAAACAGAUAUUGAUGAUACCUUUCGGGGCUCAGAGAUGGUUGAGUGGCCCCCAAGCCAAGAAGAACCUUUCACGGAGGCUCAAAUGACGCAAGAGCUGAACGACUUUUUCGCCUCGAUGGACAACGAAAUGGGCUACAACACUUCAUUGACAGGUCUUGGUUUUGGAGAAGAAGGUCCUGGUUCUGCCCAAAGUCCGCGGGAUGAUGCUCUUUUGCCAAAUCUGGACACCUCUGCAAUGGAUGUUUCGCAUCUGUUUGUGGAUAUGCUAUAG